AUGGAACUUGAGGAAAUAAAUGUGAAGAAUCUUGCAGGCAUUCUGGAUAUCAAGUCAGAAUCCUUUACAGAUAUACUAGGGUCAGUUUGUGAUAUUUUUAAGGAACCAUUUCAAAAAUAUAAGUUAGAACAGAAUCAUCAUAUAAUGAAAGACUGUAAAGAAUUUAUUCAGAAUGAGGAAUCGAAAAUUAAUAUGGAUGAGAUUUUGGGUAAUAUUAAUUAUGAAGAAUGGUUGUAUAAAUUCGAGAAAUUACAAGAUUUAACAAAAUGGAUGUUAGAAUUAAU
Funneliformis geosporum is the source of this 284-nucleotide messenger RNA. Lineage: Eukaryota; Fungi; Glomeromycota; Glomeromycetes; Glomerales; Glomeraceae. The record is from the annotation of a GenBank genome assembly.